GUCCCAACCAAAAUCCUACGUCUCUAGAAUCUGUUUAGUAGUUGCCGACAUGGAUCCAACAAGCAUUGCUCAACUGCAAAAUGAGAUUGCCACGUUACGAGCCACGAACUCUUCUCUUAGCAGACAAAUUCAAAUCCUCCAAAAUAGUCCAUCGUGUCCACGAUUCUUGAAAUUCAAGGAACUGCCUUUCGACAUACGGCACAUCAUAUGGCACAUUGCUUUGACGCUCCCCCAUGUACAUAUCAUAAAAGGCAGAUUGUUUAGUCGAAGCCGGGUCAAUAUCAUCAUGCAAACUUGCAGAGAAGCUCGAGAAGCGGUGCUGAGAUUCAGAUUUCCGUACUUCCAAGUCGGUGUUCCAGGACAGGAAGUUCAUGAAACCAAAAGCUACAUGAAUAUCAGUCAGGAUGUUGUUUGGGUACCUGGUGCAACAAUAUUUUCAUGGUGGAGUAUCGAUUUCUAUUGCUCAAGCUGCCCUCGAUAUCCAUGGUCGCAAAUUCGUCACGAUGCGAAAAUACCUGAGUCAUGCCAAUGUCAACACAACAAGCUUGGUUGUCUCGCUUUGGACUACGACAAAUGGAAGGAAGUCAAUCAAAACUUGGAUUCGCAAGCAGAAAGCGUAGCUGCCAUGUGGAGAGUUGGGGACCUGGCCAGAGUAUAUAUCGUCGUCAACAGCGAUGACGCUGUCGACCCUAUCCUAGAUCCACAUGUUACCUUUGCCGAACCAAGAUCACCACUUCAUGAAUUUGAAUUUAUACAGCGUGACUAUCCAGGCGUCGAAGAUUGGGUCGCACUAUCAGCACGGAAUACCCAGAUGAUGGGAGCCUUCAAGAGACGGCGUAUGUUCCGAAGAUCAUAUUAGAUGAGGAUUGGGAAGACUGAAGAGGAUCUUCAGGUCGACGGUCUAGAUGACCUUUCCGAAUGGAAACUUCCUUCGAUAUACUUUGUAGAAGCACGCUUCACAUCUCAUCGAGAGGAUUGGGGAAUGGUACCAC
Messenger RNA from Mollisia scopiformis, 992 nucleotides. RefSeq lists its product as uncharacterized. The transcript has 2 exons. The record is from RefSeq and is a predicted model, not a curated record. Bases 50 to 859 code for a protein of 269 amino acids. Lineage: Eukaryota; Fungi; Ascomycota; Leotiomycetes; Helotiales; Mollisiaceae.